AUGGCAUUUCGAGGCUAUCCAGACUUAGGCCUCCUAGUUUUUCUUGCCUUAUUGACUAAUGUCAUUGCUGUUUCAUCAAGUCAUGACACUUCAUUCAGCCGGACCAGUUUUCCCAGAGGUUUUAUUUUUGGGACAGCGUCAGCGUCUUAUCAGUAUGAAGGUGCAGCAAAAGAAGAUGGUAGAGGACCAAGUAUAUGGGACACCUACACUCAUGAACAUCCAGAAAGGAUAACAGAUAGAAGCACUGGAGAUGUAGCUAACAAUCAAUAUCAUCGCUACAAGAAAGAUGUUCGGAUUAUGAAAAAGAUGCAUUUAGAUGCAUACAGAUUCUCAAUCUCAUGGUCUCGAGUAUUGCCAAAAGGAAAACUUAGUUGUGGUGUUAAUAGGAAAGGAAUCAAUUACUACAACAAGCUCAUCAAUAGGCUUCUACGCAAAGGUAUACAGCCUUUUGUAACAAUCUUCCAUUGGGAUCUUCCCCAAGCUUUAGAAGAUGAGUAUGGUGGUUUCCUAAGUCCACACAUUGUUGAUGAUUUCCGGGACUAUUCGGAACUUCUCUUCAAGGAAUUUGGUGAUCGGGUAAAGCAUUGGAUCACACUAAAUGAGCCGUGGACUUUCAGCAACAAUGGUUAUGCAGGAGGAUUAUUAUUUGCACCAGGUCGAUGCUCUGCCUGGCAAAAUCUAAAUUGCACUGGUGGGAAUUCAGGAACAGAGCCAUAUUUGGUGACACACAACCAACUGCUUGCUCAUGCAGCUGCUGUUGAAGUGUACAGGAAAAAAUAUCAGGCAACACAGAAAGGUGCAAUCGGGAUAACGUUACCGAGUCACUGGAUAAAGCCACUGUAUCAUACAAAGAGAGACCACGGGGCCGCACUACGUUCCCUUGAUUUCAUGCUUGGAUGGUGUAUGGACCCAUUGACAAAUGGUUACUAUCCGCAUAGCAUGCGAUUUCUCGUUGAAGACCGAUUACCCAAGUUCACCAAAGAGCAAUCCAGGCUGGUAAAAGGGUCAUUUGAUUUUAUAGGAUUAAACUACUAUACUACUUAUUAUGCAACUUAUGCCCCUCAGCCUAUUGGUGAUAGAGCAAGUUACACGACUGAUUCUGCUGCUAAUCUUACUGCUUCACGGAAUGGGAUCCUCAUUGGUCCAGCGACGGCUUCAAGUUGGCUCUAUAUUUAUCCUAAAGGAAUUCGAGAGAUUUUGCUCUAUAUAAAGAGGAAGUACCACAAUCCACUAAUUUACAUCACCGAGAAUGGAGUGAGUGAAUUCAAUAAUUCUACUUUGUCGCUUAAAGAAGCCCUUGCUGACCAACAAAGACUUGAGUAUCACCGUGACCAUCUUUGGUAUCUUCUUAGGGCUAUCAAGGAAGGUGCGAAUGUUAAGGGAUAUUUUGCUUGGUCAUUGUUGGAUAAUUUUGAGUGGUCCUCUGGUUACACUAUUCGAUUUGGAAUGAACUUUGUAGAUUAUAAAAAUGGGAAUCGAAGAUACCUUAAACAUUCAGCCCGUUGGUACAAGAAAUUCCUCAAGAAGAAGAUAUGGACUAUGUAUUUCGACCCAUUAAUAAAUGGUGACUAUCUGCAAAACAUGAGAUCUCUCGUUAAAGAUCGAUUACCCAAGUUCACCAAAGAGCAAUCCAAACAGGUACCUAUUGAAGCGACUUGGAGCCUACAACUCACUAAUGAUUUCAUAACAUCAUCAGUUGGCGCUGUCUGUGGGAAACGAGUGAUAAGCUAUAUCACCGUUUCAAAGACAAAGAGUUGUAUGGUCCUGACACAAUCAAUGGCCACUACCAACCAAGAGACCGGGAACCCGCCAAACAUAUUGGAGAGGCAGAUAAGGGAUGAUGUAGCGCUGACAUGGCCAGACAAGCUGAAGGGUGAUCCAAGCAAAAGGCCCCGAAACAACUAUUGUCACUUCCAUCGAGACCAUGGGCAUAACACCUCUGAGUGCUACGACCUUAAGCAGCAGAUCGAAAACCUACCAAGGGACCCCGAGCCCAACCGACGGUCUGAAGAAAGGCCCAAAGCCUUGCUCGGAGAAAUAAGAAUAAUUGUAGAAGGAAACACUAUAGGAGGAUCAUCUAAAAAGGCAAGGAAGACAUAUCUACAUUUCAAUACUCGAAAAAUUCUAGUAGAUAACGGGAGUUCAGCAGAUAUCCUCUACUACCCAGCAUUCCAGCAGAUGAGGAUUGACAGAGAAUGCCUUCUACCAUCAGAUACACCAUUAGUAGGUUUCGGUGGCACCAAGAUCUUCCCUAUAAGGACCAUCACCUUGCCAGUAACCAUUGGGACAUACCCUCAGAAAGUCACUAGGGAGGGGGCAUUUGAAGAACUGAAGGCAUACCUCGCAUCCCCACCAUUGCUCAAUCUGUCUAAGCCUGGUGAAGAGCUUGCCCUCUACUUAGCUGUAUCCCCAACGACCGUUAGUUCUGCUAUCAAAGCACAGGCUUUAGUUGAUUUCAUUGCCGAAUUCACGACAGGGAAAGAUAAAGAGGAGAAAUCAAUGGCAUGGAUGAUAUGGACAAACAGUUCAUCUAACCAACGGGCUGAAGGAGCUAGGGUCAUGCUACGAUCACCAAAGGAAGAUACAAUAGAAUGUAUGGUCCGCCUCCAGUUUUCAAUGACCAACAAUGAGGCCAAAUACGAAGCAGUCCUCUUAGGCCUUGACUUAGCUAAAGUAGCGGGAGCUGAAGCAGCUAUCAUACACUAUGAUUCACAAGUUAUGGUUGGAUACAUUAAUGGCGAUUAUAAGGCAAAAAGGGAACAGAUGAAAGAAUUGAGCAUGGUCAAAAGCAAGAUGAGCGAGAAAUUCUCAGUUAAGUUCAUACAAAUCCCAAGGGAAGAGAACGAACAGGUAGACCAUUUGGCCAAAGCAGAAUUCGUUGAGUAUAUGGAUAUCACUAGUUAG
This is a messenger RNA of Quercus robur (English oak), 2904 nucleotides long. RefSeq names its product beta-glucosidase 12-like. Gene Ontology annotation, biological process: carbohydrate metabolic process. The record is from RefSeq and is a predicted model, not a curated record. The coding region runs from base 1 to 2904 and encodes 967 amino acids. The transcript has 18 exons. Gene Ontology annotation, molecular function: beta-glucosidase activity; RNA-DNA hybrid ribonuclease activity; nucleic acid binding. Lineage: Eukaryota; Viridiplantae; Streptophyta; Magnoliopsida; Fagales; Fagaceae.